AUGUUGAACGGAAUAGAUAACUUGUACACAGUAAGUGUGUCGGCUCCCGGGAAAGUGAUUCUUCAUGGGGAGCAUUCGGUUGUGUACGGGAAGACUGCGGUGGCUGUCAGUCUUGGACUCAGGAGCUCUAUUGUUAUUAAGGAAGUAAAUUAUCACGUGGAGCCAACGAUACGGAUACAUUUGCCAUGCGUCGGAUUAGAAGAAACAUUACUUUUAGAACCUACAGUUAAGAGCUUAUUCCACCCGAAGCUAGCUCCAGGGAUUACGGGCAAAUUCUCUUGGAGAUUACCUGAUAAGCUAGACCAUGACAACCAUUUGCGAAGGGUCGACGAGUUCCUACACAUCAUUAAGCCAAACUUCGAUGCCCUGCAGAAUAACCAGAAGAAUUCCUUGCGCAGUUUCCUAUAUGUGUUUUCUGGGAUAUUCGGGAGCACGAAUCUUCCUGUCCGAUCAAUGGAUAUUUCUUUAGGAUCUGAGUUAACUAUUGGAGCUGGUACUGGAAGUUCAGCUUCUUUUGCUGUGUGUUUAGCAGGAGCGUUAAUCCAGCUCCUCAAAUUGAAGAGUUCGACAUCGUUCGAUGCUUUCUAUGAUCAGACGAGUGAAGACUUUAGUAUGAAUGAAAGAGAAAUCAUAUCGGAAUGGGCGUAUAAUUGUGAGAGGAUAAUGCACGGAUCUCCAUCAGGUAUAGACAACGCAACUUGCACCUUUGGUUCGCUGGUCUCCUUCAAGAAAGGCAGUAAGCCCCGGCAUCUAGACAUCAAGAUGGACCUCCGGGUUCUCCUAGUGGACUCCCGCGUGUCCCGGGAGACUCGCGCCCUUGUCGUGAAGGUAGCAGCACUGAGGCAGAGGAACACAGCUGCAGUCGACCAUAUCCUAGACGCUUGUGAUCAUGUCGCUCACACAGCCACGCAGGUUUUGGAAAAACUCUCCAGUGGCAAGUGUGAGAUUGAUAGUGAAGCGGAGUAUCAGCAUUUAGCAGAGCUGUGGGACAUGAACCACUGUCUGCUCUCGGCGCUGGGCGUGUCGCACCCCGCUCUAGAAGCAAUUCGCAGCGCCGCCCGCGCUAAAGGACUAGCUUGUAAACUUACCGGCGCCGGUGGUGGGGGUUACGCCAUGGUGCUAAUCCCGCCGACGACGCCGCGGUCCAUAGUAGACUCUCUAUGCGGGCAACUGCUCGAAAACGGCUUCCGAGUGAAGGAGACACGCCUGGGCGGCCCCGGCGUCUCCAUCGAGAUGUGACGCCGGCCGCACGCCAAGCGGCCGCGCCUCUCAUAGCCCAGCUUCUCAUGCUACAUCAGCUAAGUCGACCAACUGUUGCCUGACAGUUGCCCAACAGUCGCACAACUGUUGCCCAACAGUUGCGCCACAGUUGCUCGCGAGUUAACGAACGUUGCUGCUUAUCAGUAGAUGUUACGGGAGUUAGUGUUUAAUGUGACAGUUGUAUAAUAAAGUUGUUGCUUUUUAUGACAACUGAUGGUCUGUCCAAAGGUUUUGGGGUUUGCAAAUAUGUACCUGGGUGCGUAGUGUGUAGACAGUAUUUUGCCGGACUAGGUCGGGAGAGGGUUAUAGUGUUCCAAUGUGCAAUGGGUGAGUGAAUCGUGAGCCUCAUGAGUAGAAAUCUCUUUUGUAGAUUCAAGGGAAAAGGAUAACUGACGCUUUGAAUCAAUGAAUACGGCUUUACGGCCUUAGAUAGAAUUAAUAUUUAAUUCAACACUACGAGUUUACAAACUCGAUUGAAAGUGAUUGAUCAACUGGAUGUGUGAAUGUUUUGACUCUUUCCAAUCAUAUUUUUAUAAAUAUUGGAAAGUGCAUAAGUGACUAUAUUGUCAUUCAAAGGUCUGUAUCAUGCAUGUUUUCUACCUCCUAAACUUUUUAAGGGUUUUCGCAAACAUUUUUAAUUUUUGUGUCGCAACAGUUGCACGAUUCGGUAGCGAUGGUUAUAAUGAAAUCACAUAUGAACUCGAAUGAGAAUAUUUUUUCAAUUUUAUGCAAUUGUGUGUGCACACUAAAAAUGCUUGCAUAAACCUAUGAAUCUUGCAUUUGAUGUUAUUGCAAGCUGAUGAAUAACGUCAUAUUGACUCCAAAAUGUUAUAGAAUAUCUCUAUCGAAUGGUUGUAUUUAUAUAUUUAGGUAUACAGUACAAUACGUAAUUAUUAUGAUAAUUCGUCGAAAUUGUCACUUGAAAUAUCGAAAUAAAGUCUUGUUUGAUUUCCAAUUCGUCUUUUAAAUUGUCUCAGUUAUUAUCAAUUCGUAACGCACAAGAUUUUUCCCAUUACUUAAUUAACUAUACUUAAAAUGGUCGCUUUUCGCCUUUGAUUAUGAAAAAAAAGAAUAAUCACUCUAACAAGGAUGAAAAAGAAACAUUGAAGUUAGAAAAAAGGUUUUGAUUUUCACAAGUAAAGACGUUUUUAUCCCAGUUCGUGACAAUUUUGACUCCACGUCGAAAUAUAGCAGUUCCAAUAAUUAAAUUAUGAUUUAAAAUGAUAUUAUUACUUAUAUUUAUUAUAGAAUAAUUUAUAUUAUUAGUUUAAUUUAUGUAUAGUGUACCCACCUUAUUUCUUCGCAUAAUUUAUUAUUACGGGUGUUAAUGUAGAAUUUUUGGGACCCCUAGCCAUUUUUACUAUUUUCUGAUACUUAAAAAAAUAUAUAAAAGCUAAUAAAACUUACAAAUUGAAUAACAUGUAAGUAAAAAUGGCUAUUUGGGGUCACAAAUUAAAUCGUUUUACACGUGAGUGGCUAUAUCCGAAUAUAUUGUUAAAAAUAGUGUCCUUAAAUUUCAUGAAAUGAAGAUGAAUUAUGUGUAAAUAAAAAUCGAAUAAUACUUUAAUA
This is a messenger RNA of Helicoverpa armigera (cotton bollworm), 2829 nucleotides long. It is a transcript of the gene Mk, whose product is annotated as mevalonate kinase. Gene Ontology annotation, biological process: isopentenyl diphosphate biosynthetic process, mevalonate pathway; cholesterol biosynthetic process; isoprenoid biosynthetic process. Bases 1 to 1239 code for a protein of 412 amino acids. The record is from RefSeq and is a predicted model, not a curated record. The transcript is spliced from 6 exons. Gene Ontology annotation, cellular component: cytoplasm; cytosol. Lineage: Eukaryota; Metazoa; Arthropoda; Insecta; Lepidoptera; Noctuidae. Gene Ontology annotation, molecular function: mevalonate kinase activity; ATP binding.